AUCAACUACACACUAAACUCUUUCUUUAUCUUUGAGCUGUCUCUCUGUUGUCAAUCUUUCUCUCUCUAAAACACACAGACACACACUCUCGCUCUUAAAAAAGACAGCUUUUUUAUUUAUCACUUCAAAAACCCUAAACUUUCAACUCAAAACCCUAACCAUUUUCUCAGAUCUAUACUUCCAUUUUCCUGUUCUAAUGCAGCUUUUUUAAACCAUAAUGUCUGCUUCUGAUCCGAAAACCCGACCCAAACCCGGCCCAUGGCCACCUCUGCCUGAAUCCUCCCCGUUGCCGCCUUCUUCUUGGGCUAAAAAAACUGGGUUUCGACCCAAAUUCUCCGGCGAGAGCAAUGCUAGUAAUUCCGGACAGAUUUCACUUGCUCCUAAGCCUAGAGAACCGCAACCCGUUAACCAACCCGAUAUUGAAUCGGGUCGGGCUAAACCAAUUAAUCCCACAGCUACUACUACUACUACGAGAACUUCAUCACCUGUGGCUGUGAAUGGCACUGAUGGUAAUAGUAAUAAUAAGGAGCAGCCAGUGAAGCGGAGAAAGGAUUCUGAUGGAGGAGGUGGAAGUGCGGCUCCGAAGAAGGAUUCGGGCCAUGGAGCCAACGGGCAGGCUCCGGACGUAGCCGGUUCCGUGGAUGGUAGUAGCAGAAGAGGAAUGAGAAAUAGUGGGGAGACGGCUGAUGUGUUGCCACAGAGCAUUAAUGAUGAUGGGUUUGUUGGAAGGCAUUCUCAUAUGAAGUAUGAGUUGAGAGACUUUCCUGGUCUUGUUCCCAUUGGUCUAUAUGGUUUCCAGCAUUACCUUUCGAUGUUAGGUUCACUGAUUCUCAUUCCACUCGUCAUAGUUCCUGCGAUGGGUGGCUCUUAUGAGGAUACUGCUAUAGUGGUGUCAACUGUGCUAUUUGUUUCGGGAGUGACAACACUUUUGCAUACAUUUUUUGGUUCAAGGUUGCCUUUGAUACAAGGCCCAUCAUUUGUUUUCCUUGCUCCAGCAUUAGUAAUAAUCAAUUCCCCCGAGUUCCAAGGACUAAGUGGAAAUAAUUUCAGACAUAUUAUGAAGAAGUUACAAGGGGCUAUUAUUGUUGCUUCAGCAUUCCAAGCAUUACUUGGAUAUAGUGGAUUAAUGUCAUUAUUAUUGAGAUUGAUCAAUCCAGUAGUCGUUGCCCCAACUAUUGCUGCUGUUGGACUUUCAUUUUACAGCUAUGGAUUUCCAAUAGUCGGGCAUUGUCUUGAGAUUGGCGUGAUGCAGAUAUUACUGGUUAUUUUGUUUUCUCUUUAUCUUAGAAAGAUAUCUGUUUUAGGCCAUCGGGUUUUUCUUAUUUAUGCGGUGCCAUUGGGUCUAGCAAUCACAUGGAUAGCUGCGUUCCUUCUUACUGAAGCAGGAGUCUACAAUUACAAAGGGUGUGAUGCAAAUAUUCCUGCAUCAAAUAUUGUAUCUGACCACUGCAGAAAGCAUGUUUCCAGGAUGAAGUAUUGUCGGGUUGAUACUUCUCAUGCAUUGAAAGAUUCCCCAUGGUUCAGGUUCCCUUAUCCUUUACAAUGGGGUACUCCUGUCUUCGAGUGGAAAAUGGCUCUUGUAAUGUGUGUGGUGUCCAUUAUUGCUUCUGUGGAUUCGGUUGGGUCCUACCAUGCAUCAUCAUUGUUGGUGGCAUCUAGGCCUCCAACGCCAGGUGUUCUCAGCCGAGGGAUAGGCCUUGAAGGACUUUCUAGCCUCUUGGCUGGUCUUUGGGGUACUGGAACUGGCUCCUCAACACUCACUGAAAAUGUUCAUACUAUAGCUGUGACUAAAAUGGGAAGCCGUAGAGCAGUUGAAAUAGGUGCAUUCAUCUUGAUUCUCUUAUCCCUUAUAGGUAAAGUUGGAGGGUUUAUCGCUUCAAUUCCUGAAGUGAUGGUUGCUGCUCUUCUAUGUUUUAUGUGGGCAAUGCUUACAGCACUAGGACUAUCAAAUCUACGUUAUAGCGAGGCUGGAAGCUCUCGUAAUAUCAUCAUAGUUGGGUUAUCUUUAUUUUUUUCACUUUCAGUGCCGGCAUAUUUUCAACAAUAUGGCAUCUCUCCGAAUAGCAACUUGUCUGUUCCCAGUUAUUUUCAGCCAUAUAUUGUAGCUUCUCACGGACCAUUCAAUAGCAAAAAUGGAGGGUUGAACUACUUUAUGAACACAUUACUAUCGCUGCAUAUGGUGAUUGCAUUUCUCGUCGCUGUUAUCUUGGAUAACACGGUACCUGGAAGUCAGCAAGAACGCGGAGUAUAUGUAUGGUCUGAAUCAGAGGCAGCAAGGAGGGAGCCUGCUAUCACCAAAGACUACGAGUUGCCCUUCAGAGUAGGCCGGCUUUUCAGAUGGGUGAAGUGGGUCGGACUUUGAGAUACGCGGAGUGGUUUGUUACUGCUGAGAAGAUAUUCACAGUGGGGCCAUUGUGCUGUUUUUCGAAUGUAGAUUUGAGUCUCUUGAGGUCAAAAUGGUAAAUAGCAGCGGAAUGUACUGAUUUUUCUUACGAGGACCGGGUCUUCUUCCGAAUAGGUUUCGAUAGAGGUAAGAGUUAUUUGUGUAGAUCGGAGAAUCCAUCGGGAUGUUGUUGUGUUGUAAUUCUAAAUUAUCAACAAUGUAUGUAGUUUUCGAGUUCGUUGAAAUUCCUACGCUUAAGAAAUCGUUAAGAAUCCCUCUCUCCAUCCCUUGUAUAUUUGCUCUCUCUAUGUAUCAUCAGCUUAUUUUUUGAGAUGCACUUAUUUUUUUUCUUUUCUUAA
Molecule: messenger RNA, 2742 nt
Organism: Mercurialis annua (annual mercury)
Lineage: Eukaryota; Viridiplantae; Streptophyta; Magnoliopsida; Malpighiales; Euphorbiaceae
Product: nucleobase-ascorbate transporter 12
Exons: 10
Coding region: 218-2362 (714 amino acids)
Biological process (GO): transmembrane transport
Cellular component (GO): plasma membrane
Molecular function (GO): transmembrane transporter activity
Source: RefSeq, a predicted model, not a curated record